CUUCUGUAGCUCCACGGAGAGCUCAAGAAAUCGCAGAGAGAAAAACGAGGGUGCAUGCUACCGGCUGGCAAUGGCAGAUGAUAGCCAGGUAUCGCAGCAGCCUGCUCAACCUCCGGAGGCAAAGACCGAGGCAUCCGAGCUGGACUACGUGACACGAAGAGAGAUCGGGAGGGAGGCCGUGUGGUCUCUUUCCUCGGCCAAGCCCGGCAACGGCGUUGACCAGCUCAGGGAUGACUCAACUGAUACCUAUUGGCAAUCAGAUGGUGGCCAGCCUCACCUGAUCAACAUCCAGUUCCACAAGAAGAUGACCGUGGUAGAGAUAGCGUUCCAUCUUGACUUUAGUUCAGACGAGAGUUACACGCCAAAAAAGCUCUCGAUCCGGGCAGGCAGCAGCUUUCACGAUCUCGUCGAAGUGACGGUCAAGGAACUACACGAGCCCGUUGGGUGGGUGAGAGUACCGCUGUUUGCGCCAGGGGGCGGCGGGGCGGCGGCAAUCGCGGCGGAUGCUGCCGGUGGUGCGGAGGGCCCGGUCCUGCGCGCGCACUUCGUGCAGAUUUGCGUGGUAGCCAUGCACCAAAACGGCAGAGAUACACACAUCAGACAGGUGAAGGUUUUUGGCCCGCGGUUGGCGUCCGUGCAGCACGACCCGUCUCUGUUAGAGUUCAUAUCCCCGGAAUUUGAGACGUUUGCGUGCAUCCGAUAGCCCGGAGCCCGAUGAGAAGGGCGCCCUCGAAGGACGUGCGACAAAGUGACGAUAGAGAGAUCGG
This is a messenger RNA of Ectocarpus siliculosus, 767 nucleotides long. Lineage: Eukaryota; Phaeophyceae; Ectocarpales; Ectocarpaceae. The record is from the annotation of a GenBank genome assembly.